AUGACGACAUUCACUGAAGACGAGACAACGAAACAUGAAGCAGACGAUACAUUUGUUUUAUCGUAUUUGAAUUCGCUCAAUGAUAAACAUAAUUUAUUAGAUCAACAAGAUACUACCAUCGAAUUAUCGGACAAUUUUAUAUUAUCAUUUAGACAAAAACGAGAACAAAGAACAGCAGGUCGUCUAUGUCUUUGUGUAACACUUUUCACCGGUUUAAUAUUAGCAACAGUUAUUACAUUUUUGAGUGCAUUUAUUUAUCAAGAAAAUCAGACCAAAUUAGAAAUCAAAGUGGAAUUAAUAUGGACUACUGGUCUACCAAAACUUAUCACAGAAACCUCUUUUCGUCUUCUUGAUUCUAAUAAAGAUGGUGUGCUUGAUAUUGUGUUUGGAUACGGAACAGGAGUGGACACUCUAAUUCCAAACAGAUUAUUGUGCGAUAUCUAUUUCGAUGGCUCUUACCCCUGCAAUGGUGGAGUUAUGUUACUUGAUGGACGGAAUGGCGAAGUCAGAUGGAAUUUCGAUGGAUCUCAACACGAAGUAUUUGCACUUAAUUGUGAACGUGAUAUCGACAAAGACGGAAUUUUGGAUUGUCUUACUGGUGGCAGAGGUGGUACAUUUGAAGCGAUUAGUGGUCAAUCAGGAAAGUUGAUCUGGACAUUUGAUAAUGAAGUGCGUAGUGAAAAAAUGAAUUUUUACACGCCAUUGUAUAUACACGAUGUUGAUCAUGAUGGAUUAGAUGACAUAGUAACCGUUCACGGUGGAGAUCCAACGCGAAAUCCACAUGAGAAAGUUCGAAUACCUGGUGAAAUAUUGUUAGUUAGUUCAAAAUCUGGUCAAUUACUAAACGUUUCUAUUGUACCCGAUAAAAUGGAAUCGUACUAUUCGCCACAAUUAAUUACUCGAAAGAAAGGUGAACAAUUUAUUUUGAUUGGAACAGGAGGAGAAACUCACGGAGGUGGAUUAUUUGCGUUUAAUUUACAAUGCUUUACAUCGCGCUGUAACGAGCCGUACAUCAAAAUUAUUUCCGAUGAUUAUAAGGGCGUAAUGACACCACCAGUUUUAGUAGAUGUUAACAAAGACAAUGUUGAUGAUAUUAUAAUUCCAUUAUACAAUUCUACAUUGUUUGCAUUUGAUGGACAAACAUUUAAACAGCUCUGGAAUUAUACAUUUUUUAGCUCUGAAACGUAUAGUACACCAGCUGUUGCUUAUUUUAACGAUGAUGAUGUUCCUGAUAUAAUGAUUCAUUAUCAACAGGGUCCAGGAUAUCCAUUAUAUUACAGUGCACAGACAACAAUUUUAGAUGGUUUAACUGGUAAACCGUUAUUAAAUAAGCCAAUGGAACACACAAUUGGUGCUCAAAGUUCACCGUUAACUAUUAGUUUUAAUAAACGAGGAACAGAUAUGUUUUUAUUUUGGCUAGGUGGUUGUGAUAAUAUAACGAAUGGAACAAGACGAGAAAUUGAAUAUGAAAAAAAUAUGCCAAGUUUUAUUUUAUCACAUGCAAACAUUUGUAAAUUACAAUAUCAUACAACGAGUUAUACUGCUUUAUACGCACUAUCAAAUUCAAUGGAACCUCCUGGAACAGUCAUUUAUCAUUCAAAUGAGAACGCAGCAGUGGAACAUGGUGCUUGGGUGAAUACAUCGCUUGACGUGCAAAAAUUUUUGUCACGAUUUCCAAAUUAUACAGAAAUCUAUGAUGAUUGGCAAAGUCUGGAGAAUUAUGUACAAGAAAACGAUAGUAUGAUUACACCGAAAUUAAAUGAGUUAAAUCCACCGCAAACCAAUCUAAAUGGUGUUGACAACAGCGAUGAAUCAUUAUUAAACGAUGAUUCUAAUGUAGAAUUUUUAACCGGUGAGGAAUAUGAUAGUGAUCGCUCUGCAAGAAAACAUUAUAAGCGACGAAAACGUCAUGUAGGGCCACAUGAUGAUGGCGGUGUACAACGAAUGAUAUCAACCGAUCUUCAACAUGGAAAAUCAUCAAUCGAUAUCAUCUUCGCAACAUAUUGGAUAAAUUCUGAUACAUCAUUAUUACUUCGACCAGAUGAAAAACGGUGUAUCAAUGAAGGAAUGGCUAAUGAACAUCUACGGUUGAAUGGAAAUGAUGGUCUUUAUGUUGGAAUGGAUCAUGAUGCAUAUGAACAUUACAUCGAAGAAAAAUGUAGAAAUCAUACAAGACUAAUAAAUACAGCUCUUAAAAUAUCUCCGGAAUUAGUAGACUCAAUAAGAACUUCAAUAUCAAAUCCAUUUAAAAAACAAAUGGGUCAAUUGACUGUUUACAGACUACGUCUUCAUUUUCGCAACUGUCCAAUUAGGAAAAAUAAAUUUAGCUUCAAGCGUGAACAUUUAUGUGAUGAAGUAGAGGUAGCAUCAUUCAACGAACAAAUUUGGGCUGGAUAUAUGGGGAGUAGAGGCGAUUGUCAUGCAAACAACAGACAACCUAAUAACAUGAGAAAAUAG
Didymodactylos carnosus is the source of this 2457-nucleotide messenger RNA. NCBI's taxonomy places the organism in Eukaryota, Metazoa, Rotifera, Eurotatoria, Philodinida, Philodinidae. The record is from the annotation of a GenBank genome assembly.